AUGGAGACCGAGACAGAGGAAGAUAUAGAGAUAUUGACAGAGUACUCGUUCGUGAAGCACUGCCAAGAGGUGUGGUCGCACUGCGUGGGCUACCACCGGCAGGUGGUCAAGUACUUGCUCCUGUCCGUCGUGGUGGCCUUCUUCGGCAUGGCGCCGCCCUACCUCAUCUCCUGGUACAUCAACAAGCUCACGAAAGCGGACUACGAGGGGCUGAAUCCGCUGGUGGCGUCCGCGGUGGCGUCGUAUCUGGCCUUCCACAUUUCCGACGCCUUUGUGGUGUACCAGACCUCGGUGCUGGCCGAGAACAUCGCCUGCCAAGUGCGCCUCACGGCCUGGAACGAACUGCUAAAGCACGGGGCCAACGCGGUCGACUCCUUCAUCCGGUUCCUCUUCCGGGUGGGCGUGGUGAAGGACUUCCUCAGCACGGUCUUCUCUUUCGGGUUCAUCUUCUACAUGGACUGGCGAAUAGGUCUGGUCACCCUCUUUACAUCGAUCUUCUACGUCAUCCACUUCAUCUACAUCAAGAACAGGAUCGUGGUCUAUCGAAACACCUAUCUUGAGAAGACCGAGGCCACCACCGGCAGCGUGUGGGGCUACUUCGCCCACAUCCUGGUGCUCAAGCUGCUCAACAUGAUGGACCAAAUCCUCCCAACCCUGGACGCGUAUGUGCGUGAAGCGCUGGCCGUACGCAGGAACAUACUGUUCCUGGACCGCUACAAGGUGACGGUCGGUCGCGUAUGCAACAACGUCAGUGAGAUGCUGAUACUGGUGCUCAUGACGGGCAGUCUGAUUGCAGGCAACACAGUUCUCGGCGACGUUCUGCUCAUGCACAAAUACUACGCCAAGUUUAACAGUCACUUGCGAGCAAUGACCAACAACUACGACAUCUACCUCAAGACGUGCACCAAGAUGUACCGAUUCUCUCGCCUCAUGACGGAGUGCAGGGCCUUGAAGCAGGCGGAGCCGGAGCUUCCGAGCCGCGUGCCAUCGAAUUGGACCCAGAUCGAGUUCUCCAAGGUCUGCUUCUCGUACGAGUCGCUGAUCACCAAGGCGCGCCCGGCUCUCGACCACGUGGCGAUUGUGGGACGGUCCGGGUCGGGCAAGAGCACGCUCGUCAAGAUCCUCCUCCGACUCUACCAUCCUCAGUCGGGCGAGGUGACGGUCGGCGGCACCAACAUCGCCAACGUGGUCUCCGAAGAGCUCUACAACUGCAUCAAGGUGGUGCCCCAGGACGACGAGCUGUUGAACUGUUCGCUGUUUCAGAACCUGGCCUACGCCACCCCGGACCCGGUGUCCGAGGACGACGUCAUCGACGCCCUCCGCAAAGCCGACGCCUGGCACUUCAUCCAGGAUCUGCCCAACCGGCUGGGCUCGGUGAUCGGCCCGGGAGGAGUACAGCUGAGCGGAGGCGAGACGCAGCGCGUGUGCAUCGCGCGAGCGCUCAUUUCCAGUCCGCAGGUGAUUGUGUUGGACGAGGCCACGUCUUCGCUGGACGUGAUGACCGAACAGCGCGUGCAUGCCACGAUGGCGUCGCUCUCCCAAGACACGACCAUCAUCGCUGUGACGCAUCGCAUCUCUUCCCUGCACCUCUUUGACCGCAUAUUGGUCAUGCACCACGGCAAGUUGGUUGGAGAUGGGACCCACGAGCAGCUGCUCGGCGAGAACGAGUACUACCAGGGCCUGCAGAAGGCCAACAGCGAGGAUCAGCCGCGGCAGGAGGAGCACCCACACCAGUCGUGA
Messenger RNA from Acanthamoeba castellanii str. Neff, 1740 nucleotides. Its product is annotated as ABC transporter, ATPbinding domain containing protein. Gene Ontology annotation, biological process: transmembrane transport. Bases 1 to 1740 code for a protein of 579 amino acids. The transcript has 19 exons. Gene Ontology annotation, cellular component: membrane. Gene Ontology annotation, molecular function: ABC-type transporter activity; ATP binding; ATP hydrolysis activity. The record is from RefSeq and is a predicted model, not a curated record. NCBI's taxonomy places the organism in Eukaryota, Discosea, Longamoebia, Acanthamoebidae.